Molecule: messenger RNA, 999 nt
Organism: Endocarpon pusillum Z07020
Lineage: Eukaryota; Fungi; Ascomycota; Eurotiomycetes; Verrucariales; Verrucariaceae
Exons: 1
Coding region: 1-999 (332 amino acids)
Molecular function (GO): protein binding
Source: RefSeq, a predicted model, not a curated record
AUGGCUUGCGUGGAUGUCAGAAACGGCUCUGGGAGAACUGCACUGCAUUCUGCAAUUCUCUUUGGGCACACUGCAGCCGCGCAGAUGCUUCUCCAAUACGGGCCUGAUUUGAAUGCCAGAGAUCGUCGUGGAGACACUGCGCUGCACGAAGCUGCCAGAGCCGGACACGAAGAACUUACGAGAUUGCUCAUCGACCGGAAGGCGAAUAUUCACACUCAGAACCGGGAGAAUGAGACCGCUUUACAUGUGGCCGUGGCUUCGUCACGAAACGGAAUCGUACAACUUCUUCUUCGAGAGAAUAUUGAUCUUGAAGCUAAAGACUAUGGUGCCCGGACGGCAUUAUAUCGGGCGGUGCAGCAUGAGAAUUUGGUGCUCGUGAACCUGCUGAUCGAGAAGGGGACAGAUGUCCACUUGACUGAUGGCUAUGGCCGGUCUAUGCUUCACAUCGCCACGCUGGCCGGAAACGUUGGCAUUGCGACGAUGCUGCUUGAGACUGGGGUAGAUCUCUCCAUACCGGAUCAUUACGGAGAGACGGCACUCCAUCAAGCCGUACAGCGCUCACUCCCUUCGCUGGUGGAGCUUUUGUUGGAGAGGAGAGCUGACGUCAAUACGCCAGGCAGAUAUGGUCGAACGUUAUUGCAUAUUGCGGCCGUGAGUGGUUACGAUACCAAGGUUUUUGGCGUGAUCCCAUCGGUGCACUAUCUGCUGGUGAAGGGGCACAGGCGGGUGGCUAACCUACUAUUCCAUACAAACAUUGACCUUGAGGCAAGAGACGUUCAUGGAUGGACCGCGUUGCAUCUUGCUGCACAACAUGGAGAUCUUACUCUCGUGAAUGCGCUUCUUGAGAGAAAAGUGGACCUCCGUGCAAACGACUCUCACGGCCAUGUGGCAUUAGAUUUCGCGCAACAACACAACCACAAGGCAAUUGAAUGGCAGUUGCUCUCCAAACUGUAUCCAAAGACUGACAGCCGGCUACUCAAAGCAUCUACCGGAUCAUGA